AUGCGUGAGGUGUCUCCUUUGGGAUCGUUGGGAUCGCAAGGGGGACAGGAGGAGACAGCUGAGAAUGCAGCAGCAGCAACAACAACAGCAGCAGCAGCAGCAGCAGCAGAAGCAGCAGCAGCAACAACACCCCUCAGCCCUGACUCUCUCAUUUCUUCCGUUCGUCUCUUUGAUGCCUCCUUAAAGGAGACAAAAAAAGGAGACAGAAAGAGACAGAGAGAAACAGAAACACAAACAGAAACAGAAACAGAGACAGAAACAGAAACAGAAACGGAGACAGAAACAGAGACAGAGACAGAAACGGAGACAGAUGAAAUACAUCUGGUGUUUGUCCCCUACACAGCUGCAGUGACACCCGAGCAGCCCCGCUUCGGCUACUUCGUUCGGCUGUCUAGGCAACCGCGGGUCCCUGUCUCUUUAUCUAUAACACCGCAGCUGCAGCGGGGCCCACCAGCAGCAGCAGCAGCAGCAGCAGCAGCAGCAGCAGGAGCACCAGCAGCAGCAGGGGGGCAAGAAGAGCUGCUGCUGUUUGUGAGGGGACAGCAAAAGGAGACAGCAAAAGGAGACAGUUUUGUGAUCGCCCCACACCAGUGGCAGCAGUUUGUUGCAGUAGAUAUAGAGCUACCUCUUGCUGCUGCUGCUGCUGCUGCUGCUGCUGCUGCUGCUGCAGGACGUCCCCCCUUCGAGCUGCAUAUAACACACCACCUGUCUCCUUUCACGCCUCCUGCUGAUUCUCCUACUUCUGCUGCUGCUGCUGCUGCUGUUGCUGCUGCUGCUGCUGCUGCUGCUGCUGAGCCUUCGGCUUCUCCCCCGUCUCCGCCUACGGUGUCUGUACACUGCCGCGUGCAUACAUACAUGGACGACGCAGCAGCAGCAGAGGAUGACAUAUGGGGCCCCCAGGGGGGGGCCCCCCGGGGGGCCCCCAAGCGCAUGCCGAGGCCCCUGUCUGUGCGGUGCCGCCUCGCAUGCAGCAAAGAGGUCGAGGGAGAAGUGAGGGUGAGGGUGCGGGGGGGCCGGGCCCUGCGGCUGGUGUCUCCGUCUCCGGGGACAGAGUUGCUGCUUCCGGGGACAGAGUUGCUGCUGCGUUCCUCUUGCGGGGAUCGUCUCCCGCACCCGCAGCAGCAGCAGCAGCAGCAGCAGCAGCAGCAGGAGCAGCAGCAGCAGGAGAAAGAGGGAGAAAAGGAGACAGAAGGAGACAGUGAAGAAGAAGUUGUUGCUCUUGUAAGACCCGAAGCAACGGGGUGUACAGACACCGCAUGCACUCUGCGCUUUCAUUUGGGGCCCCGGGACGAGCGCUCCGGGGGAGACAUUCGCAUGCAGCCAGCAGCUGGGUCUCCUGCAGCAGCAACAGCAGCAGGAGAACUAGCAGCAAGAGAAGCAGCAUUUGACUCUCCCCCUCUCUCUAUAGAGUUAGUGCGCCCGUGGGCCCUCAUGCCGGCCAAUGGGGCCCCCAUAGAACUCCUCAUCACCGGGGGGGCCCCCGGAGAAGCAGAGGAGACAGUGCGCCGCUGCUUCACAGCUCGCUGCAGCAGAACAGACAAGUACCCAGUCAAAGCCACCAUACACUGCGGAGACACUCACCACCCCCAGGGGGCCCCCCCCCAGGGGGGCCCCCAGCAGGGGGCCCCCAGCAGGGGGGCCCCCCGGGCUGGGUAUAGGGGUGAGGGUACCGUGGUGGAGGUGUUUGUUCGGUUGGUGCCGGCAGUAUCGGCUCAGUGUGUAAUCCUAACAGAAGACGAAGAGGAGAUAGGGAGAGUAUUGUUGACGGUUCAGGUGUAUGUCUGCCUUGCCCUGGUGGGUAUUCUUGUGAUUCGGGUGUACAGACAGCCUGCGAGCGUUAUUAUUUUUAUUCUUUACCUGGGGACUUGCGGUGUCGCCCGUGUCCCCCUGGGGCUGAGUGUCUAG
This is a messenger RNA of Eimeria mitis, 1905 nucleotides long. RefSeq lists its product as uncharacterized. NCBI's taxonomy places the organism in Eukaryota, Apicomplexa, Conoidasida, Eucoccidiorida, Eimeriidae. The record is from RefSeq and is a predicted model, not a curated record.